Molecule: messenger RNA, 2234 nt
Organism: Nicrophorus vespilloides
Lineage: Eukaryota; Metazoa; Arthropoda; Insecta; Coleoptera; Silphidae
Gene: Hpr1
Product: THO complex subunit 1
Exons: 7
Coding region: 74-1999 (641 amino acids)
Biological process (GO): regulation of DNA-templated transcription elongation; signal transduction; mRNA export from nucleus
Cellular component (GO): THO complex part of transcription export complex
Molecular function (GO): protein binding
Source: RefSeq, a predicted model, not a curated record
UUUGGUUGUUUGUUGUUGGUUGCGACGAAUGUGAUUUUGGAUUUGUGUCUUUGGUGCAGCGAACGAAGUCGAAAUGAACUUCGAUACGAUUCGUUUGGAAUCCAGGGUUCUCGUCAAAGAGGCCCUGGCUACAAAGAAUGUGGGUCCGCUGCUGGCCAAGCAGAAGCUGUACAAUCGUCCCGAUGCUGAUGUCAAGACACCGUUCGAUCAGGUCUUCAAAGAUCUGCUGUUGGAUUACAUAGUGGACGAGACCAAUAUUGGGGUGCUCGAGGAUCUGAUCACGCUGAGCAUAGAGUCCAGUCGCAAGGGCGUCACGAAUCUGGCUCUACCAGUUAACUUGCUCGCAGAUAUCUUUGAUUUGUUCACGUUGGAUUCCUGCGAGAAGAUGUUCUCUUAUGUGGAACGUCACGUUAACGUGUUGAAGGAGGAUCUCUUCUUCCAAGCCUGCAAGAACAAUUUACUCAGAAUGUGCAAUGAUCUGCUGAGGAGGUUGUCCAGAUCGACGGCUACGAUUUUCUGCGGACGAAUCUUGCUUUUUCUAGCAAAAUUCUUUCCCUUCUCUGAGCGUUCGGGUUUGAAUGUCGUCAGCGAAUUCAAUUUGGACAACGUCACCGAGUACGGUGCAGAGAACAUCGUCAUGGUGACAUCCAAGGAUGAAAAGAAAAAGCCUGUUCUGAUCGAUUACAAUUUGUACUGCAAGUUUUGGUCCUUGCAAGAUUUCUUCAGGAAUCCUACUCAGUGUUACAAUAGGGUCCAUUGGAAAGUGUUUUGCAACCAAGCGAGUUGCAUCAUAAGCACGUUUCAAGGGCUCAAAUUGGAGCAUCUGGAGAAGGCCGCUUCAUACACCAUCGAGGAGGAUGGGAACAAGGAGAAGAUUCCCUACUUCUCCAAGUACCUGACCAAUCAGAAACUGCUGGAUUUGCAGCUGUACGACGUCAACUUUAGGCGAUUCGUGCUGAUGCAGUUUCUAAUUCUGUUCCAGUAUUUGACGUCCACCGUUCGUUUUAAAUCGGAGACGUACGAAUUGAAGCCCGACCAGAAGGAGGUCGUGCAGGAUUAUACGGAUAAAAUUUACCAGUUAUUGAAGGAGACUCCUCCGGAUGGUGAGAAGUUUGCGGAAAUCGUGAAGAAUAUUUUGAAUAGGGAGGAGCAUUGGAAUGCGUGGAAGAACGAUGGUUGUCCAGAGUUCAAGAAAGUUCUAAGUAAUCCUGUAAGUGAGGUGUACGAGAAGCGCGAAUCCAAAGUGCCACUCGGGGAUAUCCUGAAGGAUGCUUACAGCAACGGCGUUCACUACAUGGGAAAUACUGAAUUGACGAAGCUGUGGAAUUUGUACCCCAACAAUUUGGAUGCGUGCAAAGCUAAGGACAGGGACUUUUUGCCGACGCUGGACUCGUACUUUGCCGAAGCCAUCGAGCAGCUGAACCGGAACGAACCGAGUCUUCUGCGUGACGGGAACUUCGGGUGGAGAGCGCUGAGGCUUAUGGCCAGACGCAGUCCACAUUUCUUCACGCUGAAUCCAAUCAGCGAGUUGCACAGUUACCUGGAGAUGAUGGUGCGCAAGAUCGUCGCGGAUAAACCGGGCGUGGUACAGGAGAACGAGCAGACGGUCGAGAUCGAGACGAACGUCCUGCUGCAGCCGGACGAGUCCGCCGAAGACAUGAAAGCUGUCGACGGCGACGACACCGACGAGAACUACAUCCGAUUCAAGUUCGCCAUAGUUCGCAUGACGCAGUUCCAUUCGUUCUGCGAGAAGCUGUCGACGAAUUGGAAGACGUUGGCGCUGAAGCUCGGCUACAAGCAGGACGAGAUCCAGUUCAUCGAGACGCAGAACACGGAGGCCGUCGAUCAGGCUCGUAACCUGCUGCAUCUCUGGUUCGAGGACGACGACGACUCGACGCUCGAGAACUUCCUGUACAUACUGGAGGGGCUGCAGUUCGACGACGUCGCCGAGGAGGUGAGGAUCGCCAUCGAGCAGAUGAAGUCCCUCAAGGAUUUCUAAUAGUAAGAGCUGUUCAUCUUCACGAUCGGCUGCAGGCUGCGCUGCUGCGCCAGCUCCUCGUACAUAUCUGCGAAAAGACACGAGACAAAACACGUUCGUUCGUUAGUCGAUGCGGGCAUUCGCAAUGAAAUCAAAUCUUACGUUCGACGCCGUCGAUUUCGUCGUGUUGCCUUACUGAAAACAAACAAACAAACACAAUGUGAAUUAUUUUAUUUUCUAGGUUUAUUAUAUAUAU